Messenger RNA from Diabrotica balteata, 2242 nucleotides. NCBI's taxonomy places the organism in Eukaryota, Metazoa, Arthropoda, Insecta, Coleoptera, Chrysomelidae. The record is from the annotation of a GenBank genome assembly.
UGGCGCGAUGACAUUGUUAGAUCUGUCGUUGAAUUUUUAUUUAUUUUGAUGCUUAAACGUGAAUGAAUAAAGUACAAGUGAGGUGAAUUUAUGAACCAUAAUGAUUUCAUCAAUAUUAUCUAGACUGGUCAUAUUGCUAAUAGGAACCCUAUAUCCUGCUUAUGCUUCAUAUAAGGCUGUGAGGACGAAGAACGUCAGAGAAUACGUAAAAUGGAUGAUGUACUGGAUAGUUUUUGCUCUUUUUACUUGCGUAGAAACAUUUACAGACGUCUUUUUCAGUUGGUUUCCAUUUUAUUAUGAAGUAAAAAUUAUUCUAGUCAUCUGGCUUUUGUCUCCAGCUACAAAAGGAUCCAGUAUUUUAUAUAGGAAAUUUGUACAUCCUACACUCAGUUCUAGAGAACAGGAAAUUGAUGAAUACAUUAGUAAAGCUAAAGAACAAAGUUACAAGCAAGUUUUAGAUAUUGGAUCGAAAGGAGUUUCCGCUCUUAUGCAAACCGCCAUUAAGUCAAUGACACAAUUACCCGCAAACCUAGCAUUCCCCUCCCUUGAUCCCCCACAAUCAUCACACAGUAGAGACCAAGUAGACUCUGAAAAACACCUCAAAGCAAGUGAUGAUCUCGAAGACUACGAAUUUUCUGAAGAGGAAUACGUGGAGGAGAAGCCUUCGAAAAAGGGCAAAGAGAAGAAGAAGUCAUCGAAGACCAAGACAAAUAUCCCAACAAGAAAAAGCGCCAGAAAAAAUAAGGAAGUUAAGACUGAUGAGGAUUUUCUGGAAUUCAGAGGUCUUGUUAACCAAUUACGAAAAAGUUAUAGUCUUAGCGAUCUAAGCGAUCCCGCCCACGACGACGUACAUGACGAAGCCGACACCAUUACCGAACCCCACGUUACUAGGCGUAGACGUAGUCCACACAGGUCUUCUUCCACUUCCGUCGUUUACUUUUCGGAAGUUGACGUAAGACCUGACCGAGUAGCUGCUGUUCAGUCUGCGGAAGACAUUUCAUCAUCAGGGUAUUCCAGCGGUGAAGGACUACCUCUUAAAGUAGCUGCACGAGAGGGUCUGCAACGAACUGGCUCUCUCACUAGAUCUCGAUCCACUAGAGUUACCAGGUCUACCGUUCCUAAGAAAAGUGGUGCUAGUGAUGAGAGUGACGAGAAUGAAGAAUUCGACACCAAUGUUGUAUUCCACAAAGAGACCAAAGGAUUGCCCAAACUUGACGAAAAAACAGAUUCUUCAAGUGAGAAUGAGUUUUUGGACUCCUUAGACGUUGUGCAUGACAAUGUAGAUGAUGGUCUAAAUAAUCUAAAUAUAAACAGUAAGAAUACUCAGAUAAUAACUGCAUGUGAAGAAAAUGUAAACAUCAAUAAAAUUGAGCUAUCCAAAAAUGUUUCUUUAGAAUGUCUUUCUUCCAAUGAAAAUGAUUUGAACAUAGAGAAUAACCCGGACAUUUUACAGAUCACGAAAGAUGUUGGGAGCUUCUCUGCGUUUUUAAAAAAUUUAAUAGAAACUAAAAACGAUAGCGAAAAUAUUGACAAAGACAAAAUUGAGAAUACUAACAUAAAUUUGGAUAAAAGCGAUAGAGAGAUAUUAAAACCUACAACCGAAAAACUUUUAGAACAAGUUCUAGUAUCCAAUCCUGGUUCAAGAGGUGGCAAAUACAACAAAAAGCACGCACCUCUACCUCCACCCUCUGCUACGCACCCUAUAAAACCAGCCAACAAUUCCUUAGAUUCAGAAAACACCUCACUACACGAUUCGACACCAUCGAUAAAAGCUACGUUGGUGCUUAAGCCUGGAUUAGUCAGAUCUGUUGGUUCAGCAGAAUCAAUUUGUAAGGAAGUUUUUUUGCAACCACCUAAACCUAAACGAACACUUUUAAAUCGAUCACGAACUUCGCUUUCUUCAACUUCUUCUUGUUCGUCUAAAAGCAAAUCUUCCUUUUCUAAACUAAUCAAAUUUCCGAAGAAGAUUGGAUUUUGGAAUAAAGACAAUGAUGCGGAAAAAAGAUCAUCUUGGCAUAGCUACAUGAGUCAAGAUUAUUUGAAACCUCUGUCUAAUUCCAAACUGCAAUCAAAAAGUGAUAACGACCUACUCAGAACACACGUGAAUGUCACGCCUCCGCAUGCUGAUGUAAGUCUUACUAAAACUGGUAGCCAACUGUCCUUGAGAACUUUAAGCGAAUCACCUUUGGCUUCUCGAAGAAUCAAAAUUAUUAGAAGAUACGUUGAUGAAGAUAUCGACUGA